UGACGUAGCCCACUCCCGAGCUGCCAGCAGGCGCCGGUGGUCGCGGAGAUGGUCACCCUCAGGGAAAGCUGCCGUGGCGGCGGCGGCGGCGAAGGUUUCACGCCGCUGUCAUGGUGGCGGUUCUCUGUGUUACUACUUUGUGUGUCCUCACUGCCGGUGGUCGGGGCGCUGGUGGAGGGUUUGUACUGCGGCACGGAGGUCUGCUAUGAUGUACUCGGGGUCACACGCGAGGCCUCCAAGGCGGAGAUCGCCCGGGCGUACCGGCAACUGGCCCGCCGGUACCACCCGGACAAGUUGAGGCCUGGAUACCCGGGCUUGGAGGGAGAGACUCGGGAUUCCGCCAAGAAGAAGUUCCUCCUCGUUGCAACAGCAUAUGAGACUUUAAAGGACGAGGACACUCGGAGAGACUACGACUACAUGCUGGACCACCCUGAGGAGUACUACCAGCACUACUACGCCUACUACCGCCGACAGCUCACCCCCAAAGUUGAUGUCAGAAUCGUCAUCCUGGUCACCAUUUGUGCCAUUUCUAUAUUUCAGUAUUACAGUUGGCACACGAGCUACAACGAGGCCAUCAACUACCUGGUGACGGUCCCCAAGUACCGUAUCCAGGCAACCGCUAUCGCCAAGGAACAGGGCCUCCUCAACCGCACCAAGGAGAAGGGCAAGAACCGGCGCACCAAAGAGGAGAUCCGGGAGCAGGAGGAGGAGGUGAUCCGCGAUAUCAUCAAAACCAAGAUCGACAUCAAAGGAGGCUACCAGAAGCCCAACCUGUCAGACAUUUUGUUGUGUCAGAUAGUUCUUUUCCCUUACUACCUGACCAACUACGUGACCUGGUAUGUUUCCUGGAUUUACCGCUUCACCAUCUGCAGGGAGGAAUACGGCGAGCAGGAGAAGCUUUACAUUAUUAGGAGAUGCAUGAAGAUGUCUCAGUCUCAGUUUGACAGUCUGGAUGAAAGCAGCAAGCAGUCCUUCUUGGAAAAGCAGCUGUGGCUCAAAGACAACUAUGAGCUGUACAGAGCAGAGCAGGAGGAGCAGAUGAAGGUGAAGAUGGCGACCGACCCGAGGAUGAAGAGGUACAGACGCUGGAUGAAGAACGAAGGACCAGGUCGGCUCACCUUCGUCGACGACUGACACACAUUUAUAUUCCAAGAGAUAUUUUCAUAGCGACAGUUCUUCAUACAAAGACGUGUGGAAUCAAAUGUUUACAAUGCAGUGACAUUUAUUUACUGCUGUUUAAUUCUUAUCUGCUCCAUUUUUUUUUUUUUUUGCAUUCAGUGUAAAGAACGAGGUCAAAAUUCACACACGUGCCCUCAAAAAUGUUCAACUCUCAUUUAAAGAAUGUGGCAAUCAUCACAUUUUUAUUAAGUGAGUAAAAAUGAUUAAAAGGGAACUGCACUUUUUGGGACAUUUGACCUAUCGUUCACAAUCAUUAUGAUGACGGGUGUAUUUUUUUUUUUUUUUUUAAUGCAUUCUAAAUAUUAAAUAAAUGCAUUUAAAAGUUUCCUUACAAUGGAGCCUAUGGGAGUCGCUCUAUUCUGCCUAUAAAGCCCUUAAAAACAUCCAAACGCCUCCAUUAGGUUUUUAUAUACAUGUUAGUAUACAUGCACAUUUAUAAUAACAUGUAAUAUUUACCUAUUUUUGAUCAUGUUAAGUAUACGCGGCACAUUAAUUUAAAAAACGCAUCACAACGUUUGCUUUUUUUUCCUUCUUCGUCACUGAUUAUUACUCACUGCAGACUUUAUGAGAGGCAACAAGCAUAAUAAAACAUCACUUACUGCACAUGGUCUGCUGUCAUUAGGAUGCAGACUGCUAGGAUGUUCAUAUAUUCCCAUUUAGGUGAAGAAUGACUCAUAAUCCUCGGGAAAAAACGAUGGGUGGAACCAAGCGUCUUUUCGUGUUGCGGGUCUAAACUGGCUGUCAAAGUGUACCAACUUUUCGGAAUAUGUCCUCAUCCUGCUCUAUCCGGGUGAGAUGCCUGAUUUGUGAUCUAGAAUAAACUUCCAGGGAGCAAGGGAGCAGCAGACUACUCGAUGAUGUAAACGUAGGGACAAACAGUAGUGAUCACGGCACCGCUAUAAAUAGUUUGUCUGCGUUAGCGCUUAUAAUAACAAUACCACUACCGUAUUUUUCGGACUAUAAGUCGCAGUUUUUUCCAUAGUUUGGCCGGGGGUGCGACUUAUGUGUGAAAUUAUUAACACAUUAGCGUAAAAUAUCAAAUAAUAUUAUUUAGCUCAUUCACGUAAGAGACUAGACGUAUAAGAUUUCAUGGGAUUUAGCGAUUAGGAGUGACAGAUUGUUUGGUAAACGUAUAGCAUGUUCUAUAUGUUAUAGUUAUUUGAAUGACUCUUACCAUAAUAUGUUACGUUAACAUACCAGUUGGUUAUUUAUGCCUCAUAUAACGUACACUUAUUCAGCCUGUUGAAUAAGUGUACUAUUCUUUAUUUAUUUUAAAUUGCCUUUCAAAUGUCUAUUCUUGGUGUUGGGUUUUAUCAAAUACAUUUCCCCAAAAAAUGCGACUUAUAUAUGUUUUUUUUCCUACUUUAUUAUGCAUUUUCGACCGGUGCGACUUAUACUCCGGAGCGACUUAUACUCCGAAAAAUACUGUAAUACUUGGUGAAUAUUCAAGACACAAAAUGUAAGUGGAGUAUUUUUUGGCACUUUUUGAAUGGUUAUUUAUUGGGGUUUGUGGGCAGACUAGAGCAGUGUUUUUUAACCACUGUGCCGCGGCACACUGCCUUGAGAUACAGUCUGGUGUGCCGUGGGAGAUUAUCUAAUUUCACCUAUUUGGGUUAAAAAUAUUUUUAGCAAACCAGUAAUUAUAGUCUGCAAAUGAUGUGUUGUUGAGAGCUCGGCAGAGUGACCGUGUAAUACUCUUCCAUAUCAGUAGGUGGCAGCAGGUAACUAAUUGCUUUGUAGAAGUCGGGAACAGCGGGAGGCAGGGUGCAGGUAAAAAUGUGUCUAAUGCUUAAACCGAAAAUUAACAAGAGGCGAGUGCCCCUAAGAAAAGGCAUUGAAGCUUAGAGAAGGCUAUGCAGAGCAAAACUAAAACUGAACUGGCUACAAAGUAAACAACAACAGAAUGCUGGACGACAGCAAAGACUUACUGUGGAGCACAGACAGUGUCCACAAUGUACAUCCGAACAUGACGUGACAAUCAACAAUGCCCCCACAAAUUAAGAUUAAAAACAACUGAAAUAUUAUUGAUUGCUAAAACAAAGUAGAUGCAGGAAAUAUCACUCAAAGGAAAACACAAAAAAAAAGAGAAAAAGCCACCAAAAUAGGAGUGCAAGACAAGAACUAAAACACUACACACAGGAAAACAGCAAAAACCUCCAAAUAAGUCAGGGUGUGAUGUGAAAGUGGUGACAGUACACCUACUUUGAGACAAGAGCUAUUGUGAUGCAUGCUUGGUUAUGCUUUAAAGUCAUACCCAACAAUUGCGACAACGACUUUUAACUGUCAACUGAGUUUUAUUUUUAAUGAUGUCUGCUGGUGGUGUGCCUCCGCAUUUUUUCAACGCAAAAAAUGUGCCUUGGCUCAAAAAAGGUUGAAAAACACCGGACUAGAGGACCUCUCAUUGGCUCUGCUGUAAGCGGACUUUUAUUUCCGUUUAUUUACAAGUUAGAAUGUGUUAAAAAAAAAAAAAAAAAAGACUGUAAAUGACAGGCAACAUUUUUAAAAAGUGUCGUUCCCCUUUAGAAGCAAAAUGUGUACGUUAAGUUUUUUUUCUGCCACGUCAAUUUCUUUACCUCAUAAAGACGGCCGCCUGGAAGAGCUUUUAGUCGGGGGCGGGGCCAACAUGAUCCCUCCUGAUUUGUCUUCUUAUUCUCUGGCAGACCGAUAAUGUUUAUCAGCGAUGGCCAAUGUGAGCAGCGUUGAACUAUUUGCAUUUCAAUUUCAGCAAACUACUGCUAAUAAGUAGAAUUUGUGAUGAGGGUUAAAAAUGCAUCAGCUACUGUAAAACAUGGAUGUCCAAAAUCCGCCAACGGGGACUAUUACAGACUUCUUUUUUUUUUUUUUACUGGCCCCAAAGAUAAAAUGAUUAAUCAUGGCCUGCAUCAGAGUAUUAAGCUAAAAAUCAGCUUUUUUUUGGUUUUGAACUUUGGAUUUAAUUAAAUAUUGACUAACUUCUUUAUUUUUCCUUCAAUCACAAAGUUUGGACAUCCCCGAUCCUGGAAGUUGCUAGUGUGACUCCUGGAUUAAAGUCUACCAUGUUUGACUACUUGCCAAGUAUUCAUUCUUCAGUGCCAAUUACUGUAUUUUUCGGAGUAUAAGUCGCACCGGAGUAUAAGUCGCACCUGCCGAAAAUGCAUAAUAAAGAUGAAAAAAAACAUAUAUAAAUCGCCCUGGAGCCCGGCCAAACUAUGAACAAAACUGCGACUUAUAGUCCGAAAAAUACGGUAAUUGGAAUUGUUGAUCAUUUGCUUUUGAAUAAACGAAUGUACCCAAUUUUAAAACCAUCAACAACGAAGAGUGCAUCAGUCUGGAGUCCUCCCUGGCCAGUGUGCAGCUUCACUCUAUCGCCUUUUUUUUCGUUUGGUUUUUUUGCAAUCAAAGUUUAUUUAUAUAGCCCUUAAUCAAGUGUCUCAAAGGGCUGCACAAGCCACAACACUUUUUGAAGUCUAAAUCUAUUUUAAAUCACAAUAAAGCAUUUUCAAGCAUAAAAAUGGCUGGAUUAACUAAAAAUGUCAAUACAAGUAGUAUUGCCCGCUCGAUAAAACCAGCGCAGGCUUUUUAUUAUCGUGGCCUCUGAUUGGCUCAGCCUCAGGCAGCAUUUCUAAAUUGGAUAAAAGGGUGUUAUUUCAUGUUUAGAGGGCUCUAAUUAUGUUUUUAAAAACAUUUAGAAGCUUGUAAAUAUGGCUUUAAUGCUUUAUCUAUGAAAACAUUUGAUUUAUAAUUAAUAUAUCCUACUUUUGAGGAAAUUAAUUUACUCCAGCCAUGUCCGGAACCAAUUAAAAGCCAUAAAAAAGAGAUUAAUUUACUCAAACUAAAGCAACUUUAUUUUGUUUUAAUUGGAGGACUAUAAACCAAUUUAGGUAACAGGAGUGAAUUUUUAGCGUACAAAAUAUGUAUGCUAACAUUACAGUGAUUUUUCAAGGCUGCAACUCAACUGCGAGCGCUAUUACGAGUCUUUAUUUAGUGCUUCUGAAAAGUACGUGCAAACUGACACAUUUAGGCACAUGGCUGUGAGGAAAGAGGGGGUCGUGCUGCAGCUCCAUCCUAUGUAUGCUUGUCAACAUACAUGGACUGUCAACAAUUAAAAAUAUCAGACAUAAUGUCAAUUCAGCAAUAUCAUUUUAUAAUUGUAUGGCUGCUGGAUGACUUAAGGGGCUAAUUAAA
Messenger RNA from Nerophis lumbriciformis (worm pipefish), 5343 nucleotides. It is a transcript of the gene dnajc25, whose product is annotated as DnaJ (Hsp40) homolog, subfamily C, member 25. Lineage: Eukaryota; Metazoa; Chordata; Actinopteri; Syngnathiformes; Syngnathidae. The record is from RefSeq and is a predicted model, not a curated record. Gene Ontology annotation, cellular component: endoplasmic reticulum membrane. Gene Ontology annotation, biological process: protein folding.